AUGUCUGCACUUAAAGCGAGCUAUCGGGAGAAUUCGUCUGACAGCUCCACCUCUCGACAGAGAAUGUCGGUGACACGAGACACGAUCAGCAGCAAUGGCUACACAUUACUGCCCUCGCCCAACACGAGCGAGAAGAGCUCGACCAGCUUUAGGAGGUCAUCGACAGUGCUGUCGAGAUGGAUACAAACAGUCUGCAAGCGAUGGGUCAUCUUAGCAUGUGCGACAUGCAGCUUGCUCAUCAUACUCGUUUUUGCGAGUAAGGGCCCUGUACGCGACAAUCUGCCAGCUUGGCUCAAGACUCCUCCCAACUCAGAUGAAGGGAUAUUCUCCAUCUUGCCCAUCUCUGCGAGCAGGACACCACCUAGCUGGCCGGAGAAGCAUAGACCGGCAUCGUCACAUAGACAGGGCGAAGCACCAGAUGACAUGUCAAUCGCCCUCGCCAAUGCUGUCUUCCCGCUCCCCAUCUUCGAGAACUAUGUGGAGAUACCCUAUCAUACCGAACGACGCAAAGUCCUCACCGAGCUCAUCCACUGCCAUCUGCACAACAUCUGUACAGCCGCACAGAAGAGCGUUGUCUUAAUCGGCGCUGGGAGAUUCUUGUGGGCUUUCGACGACACGUUCGACAAACCCGCCAGUUUCGCAAAUGGCGAAGCGAUUCUCGGGAAAUCCUUCAUAUGGGGUCUAGAGCAGCUCGAAGUGCCUUAUAUCUUUGUCGAGAUGGGGGCCGAUGGCUCAGCAGGAAUGCUACAAAGCCUUGCUAGGAUACACGCCAUACUGACAACGUCUGUAAGAGCAGUCGUACUAGAUUAUCUUUCAGAACCCGAAUGUCUGGCGAUGGAGCGAUGCGUCGAGAGCAAAACGUUUGCUUCUGGUAUUCCGCCCUGGAAGAUCUUUGUCUGGGAUGGACUCGGCGGUCUGAUGGAGUACGAGAAAGAAUACAGGUGGCCGUGGCAUCUCGUCGGCCAACCCAUGGGUGUCAAUUCUACUUAUCUCGGCGUCACUGUCGAACCCGACUGCAAGGGACUAUCCUUCACGCCCAUGCAGCAACGGAAGAACACUGCUUUCAUCUUCGGCAAAGAACGACAUUACUUUUCGUCGCAACGGGCUGCAUGGAACGAGACAGAUUACAAUGCGCUAGAGAAGGAGACAGGAUUGGUUCUCACGGUCGGAACCCAGCCUGUCACCGAGUGGGAUGACACACCGCUGCCAAAAGUAUUGAGCAACCUGGGCACAUUCUCCAGGACGGAAUUUAUCGAGACUCUGGGGAGUGCAAGAGUUGUCAUCGGUCAAGGCAAUCCGACUGAGUCUCCGACGCCUUUCGAGGCGAUGUGUAUGGGUACGCCGGUGGUCAUGCCAUAUGUGCCCGUGGGAGUGCCAGAGGAUUUCGAAUUCGAUGGCAAGCGAGAGCAUUUCUGGGCGCAGCACAGUCAACUCAUGAUCGAGAAACCGCCCCACGUUUACAAUGUGCGUGCGCACGAUGCCCAUGCACUCAUCAAAGCAGUCAAGGACGCCCUUGCCAGACCGCCAAAAGGGCCUUACAUUCCGCCUGCGCUGACGGGAAAUGCCUACGUCGAGCGCGUACGCGAGUUCUUAGACACGGAUUGGCAUGCACUGCAUAGCAUUGCCAUGCGCACGCUCGCUUGA
Molecule: messenger RNA, 1644 nt
Organism: Mixia osmundae IAM 14324
Lineage: Eukaryota; Fungi; Basidiomycota; Mixiomycetes; Mixiales; Mixiaceae
Exons: 7
Coding region: 1-1644 (547 amino acids)
Biological process (GO): protein N-linked glycosylation
Cellular component (GO): Golgi apparatus
Molecular function (GO): alpha-1,6-mannosylglycoprotein 6-beta-N-acetylglucosaminyltransferase activity
Source: RefSeq, a predicted model, not a curated record